CGUGGUAAACGCACGGAAUAAUGGCAAAUAAACCAAAUAAAGAGGAUGAGAACUCAAAUGAUUGGAAUCAAAGCGAUGAGGACGACAACUGGGACGAUUGGGGCGAUGGCGACGAUGAUGAUGACAAGUUUGUGCACGUUGAAAAGGAGCUGCAGCCGCAAAACAACAAAGCUGCAGAAGAGCAAUCAAACCCUUUGGGCAAAGCUUCAGUAGGGUCACCAGCAGCUCCGCCUGCGUCAGCCUCCUCCUCUGGCUGGGGCUUAUGGGGCGGCAAGUUGAGCUCUGUGCUGAGCACCGCCACGGAGGGUCUGGGCAACAUAACAACCCAGGUGAAUCAAGGACUAAAUCAGAUAAUAGGCGUGCCCGAUCCCGAGGAGCUGGCGCGAAUCAAUGCAGCCGAGGGGGUGGCCAGGCCCACAGGCACAGAGCAACAGACGACAACAGAAGCUGCAGCAGCUAUAGAAAAGCCCGAAGCUGGCGGCGCCCCAGCAUUUAAUCUGGGCAUUGUCACAACGCUGGGCUCCAAGGUGCUCAACACGGGCCUGGAUACGCUAGAGGGAAUUGGCAAGAAGACCAUGAACAUACUGCAGGAAAACGAUCCCAAAUUAAUGAACAAACGCAAAUUACUGGGACUCGAUGCGAACAAGCCUAACCUGAGCGCUGUGCUGCUCGAAGCCAAAAAGGAUGCGGAUCAAAUGGAGGAAUCGCUGCAACAGCUGCAGCUCGAGAAACAAAAGGCGCAACUGCGCUUCGACGUGCUUUUCGAGAACUACUGCGGCCUGGUGCACUACGAAGCGCUGGAAAUACUGUCCAAGGAGUCGCGUCUCAAGCUGGACACGCUGCUGGACGCGGUCAGCGGACAUGCGCUAAGUGAACUGCAGGAAACCAUUGGCGAGGUUCAGGAGCUGCUGGAGCUGGAGGAUGUGGAAUCCAACAGCGAGGGCGACUACACAGGUUCAGAGCUCAACGAUCGUUUGCUGGCCACCAUUACCGAUGCGGAGCUGGGCAUUCAAUUUGAUGAUGUGGCCAGUCAUUGGGCACAGUCUCUCAGCUGGCUGAGCUCCGAGGAGGCCACCUCGGCAGAUCUGGAACAGGCCUAUGCGAAGAGCAUCAACGCGCUCAGUGAAGCCUGCGCCCUGGAAAUGUGCAAGCUGCACAAAAUCGCUGAGCUGAUGCUGGUAAAGUCGCACCACAGCACCGCCAACGAGGUGGACGGCAUUGUGCAUCUGUGCAAGCAAUUCAAUGGACAUCUCCAGGGUCUAAGCCAACGCUAUGCGGCUUUGCUGAGCAGCAAAAGCGACGGAUCAGGCGCUGUGGACCAGGAAGAGUGCAAAGCUAGAGUCAACACGUAUUUUGGCGAAAUGUAUUCCGCUAUCGAGUACAUCAAAAAGGCCUAUAAACUCUUUACACCCAUUCUACAAAUGGGCGCGGUUUAGUCUUAUACCUUACGCUAGCUUUACCUUUGUGGUAAUACUAUAUUAAAAGCUUCAGUUUUCCUUUUGAGCUGGUUUUAUACGAGUUAAUGGUUUUUUCUAUAAAUAUAUAAUAAAUUCUCUUCGAUAUGUGAUACAUUAUUCAAA
Molecule: messenger RNA, 1580 nt
Organism: Drosophila novamexicana
Lineage: Eukaryota; Metazoa; Arthropoda; Insecta; Diptera; Drosophilidae
Product: protein FAM114A2
Exons: 3
Coding region: 21-1436 (471 amino acids)
Source: RefSeq, a predicted model, not a curated record